AUGGCGUCUAAGAAAAAGGAUUUAAGCCAGCGUUUUAUGCUGUUUUUGGUUAUAUUUUUUAAUUUAACAGGGGUUUUGUGUUUCAGUGACUUGUCGUUUGUGACCGAGCCCCGUGACGUGACAGCAGUGCGGGGCGCUCGAGUCGUCCUGGACUGCCAGGCCGUUGGAGAACCUCCCGUCGACAUCAGGUGGCUGCGGAACCGAGUCCGGGUUCUAGAUGGGGAGCGGGUCCAAGUCCUGUCCAAUGGAUCGCUGCUCAUCUCUAGUGUGAGUGGGGGAAGAGAGGUGAGGGAGGAGGCCUCGGAUGAAGCUGUUUACCAUUGCAUGGCGAAGAACAAAUACGGAGCUAUCCUCAGCCAAAGAGCACAGCUUACAAUCGCACGCAUCCCGUCCUUCGUGGUACAGCCACAGCCUCUGGUGGUGAGGCAGGGAGAAGUAGCCCGAUUCACCUGUGAUGUCACAUCCAACCCCCUCGCCAGCAUCACCUGGCAGCUGAACCAAAGAGUCCUACCGGUCCAAUCAGAAAGAAUCACAGUGCUACCCAAUGGAGUGCUGCAAAUCAGCGAUGUCAAAGAUAAGGAUGCUGGGAAAUACCGUUGUCUAGCAACCAACCUGGCGGGUCAAGUUGCGAGUGAGGAGGCCAGUCUGUCUGUCGAAUCAGCCCCAGGUCUGACAGCGUCUGCACGUCCUGAGAUUGUGGUGGCGCCACAGAACCACUCGGUGGCCCAGCGUGGCACCGCGGUGCUGGAGUGCGUCGCCCGGGGCAACCCCCGGCCCUUGGUGUCUUGGAGCCGAGCGGACGGGAAGCCAAUCGACGUGUCCAACACUCGCGUGUUGGGCGGCGGCAACCUGCUCAUCGCCAACGUCCAGCCGCACCACGGCGCCCUCUACCUGUGCAGAGCCACCACGCCGCGCACGCGCAACUACACCUCUGUAGUGGCCAACCUCACUGUCCUGGCACCCCCGACCCUGCUGGAGCGCCCCGAGAGCCAGACGCACCCUCGUGCUGGCACUGCCCGCUUCAGCUGCCAGACACAGGCCGUGCCCCCUCCGCACAUCACCUGGCUCAAGAAUGGGCAGCAGCUGCACUCCAAUGGCAGGAUCAAGGUGUACACCAGUAAACUGGUGAUCACCCAGAUCAUGCCGGAGGAUGACGGCAUGUACCAGUGUGUGGCGGAGAACUCCCAGGGUGCCGUGCAGUGGGGGGCGCGGCUCUCCGUGGUGAUGUCGGAGGAGCGGCCCAGCGCCCCGCGGAAUGUGCGCGCCGAGACCAUCUCCAGCUCAGCUAUUCUGCUGGCCUGGGAGCGGCCCAGUUACAACGCUCACAAAGUCAUCGCCUACUCGGUGCAUUACACCAAAGCAGAGGGUCUGAAUAACGAGGAAUACCAGGCGGUGAUCGGGAACGACACAACGAGCUACAUCGUGGACGGUCUGGAGGCGGCGUGCAACUACAGCUUCUACGUGGUGGCCUACAUGCCCCUCGGGGCCAGCCGCAGCUCCUCACCCCUCACACAGGUCACCCUCGAAGACGUUCCUCUGCGCACUCCGGAGUUAAGUCUCAGCAGCUUGAGCCCCACGGACAUCCUGGUAUCGUGGCAACGCCUGCCAGUGCGAUUGAGUCGCGGGCGUAUCCGCGGUUACAAGCUGAGCGUGCGCACGGCCACCGAGGCCAACAUGACCACGCUGGAACUUCCUGGAGAGGCGGAGCAUCACCUGCUGCAGGGUCUCCAGUCAGACACCAUCUACCUGCUGCGCAUCACCGCCUCCACCAGAGUGGGCUGGAGCCAGCCCUCAGCCUGGACAUCCCACCGCACCCCCAAGACCUCCAGCUCCACAGUUCCUUUGGCCCCGGUGCUCCAGCUGCAGCCCAUAAACUGCACCUCCAUCUCAGUGCGUUGGCACCCUUCGCCGGGUGGAGCGGCCGCCCUGGGUUACCGCCUCUACUACCAUGAGGAGGGCCAGGCGGAGGGUAGCAGUCACCAGCUCCCUGCUGAUGACCUGGAGUACACAGUCACCGGCCUAGGGCCAAGAGAGAAGUACCAUGUGAAGCUGCUAGCCUUCGGUCAGAAUGGAGAUGGCUACCAUGCCGACCAGACCGUUAGCACUCCAGGAUGCCCAUCUGCCCCAACCCGACGUGUGGCAACUCUCCCCUCACCUGACCACCUGACGUCGCAAUCCCACAAUGCCUCAGCUGUGCUCUUGCGUUGGAGACGUCCGGCGUUUGCGGUGGGCAGACUGCUUAACUACACCAUCCGCUACAACCCUGUGGGGCCCCAGAAUGCAUCCACCAUACACUACACCCACACUACUAACCAGAGUGUUCUGGUGCCUGGCUUGAGCCCCAACACGCGUUAUGAAUUCUCUGUGCGUCUGAAUCUGGAUCUUCUGUCGAGUGGCUGGAGUGCCUCUGUCUACCACAGGACACCACCUGAAGCUCCGCAGCUUCCCCCGGCGUCUGUGCGAGCGCUGCUGAUCGAGGAGCGUACAGCCCUGGUGUCGUGGCGAGAGCCGGAGCAGCCGGGGGUAGUGGUGGCCCAUUACACCAUCCUCUACGCUACACACACCUCCUGGCUCGCCGGAGAGUGGCAGAUACUGCAGAGAGAAGGCUCCACCACCAUGGCCCUGCUGGAGAACCUGGAGCCGGGCGGCUUCUACGUCAUCAAGAUGUCGGCGUCCAAUCAGGCAGGAGACGGGCCCUUCUCCCCCGCGCUGCAACUCUCCAUGCAGGCCGGCCGCACCAAGAACCCUCGACACACACACGGCAUCUCCCAAACCAUAGCUGUGUCUGGCGGGGUGUUCAGCGUGGACCAGGGCUCCGUGACGGGUGUGGUGAGCGGAGUGUGUAUCGCACUGGCCUGCAUCCUCGUGUGUGUGCUCAUCCUCAUCAGCAAGAGCAGGACCAGGAAGGUUGUGAUCUCUAAGCCUGCUGCUGGUGGACACUCUGACUCCUCUGUGGUCUCCCUGGGUGAUGGAGCGCCAGAGAGUCUGGAGGUUCUGGUGCCCAUGAUUGACCACCAUUUCAUCGACUCAAAGGGUGGGACUAAUUUGGUGAUAAACGCAGCUGGCCCCAUCAUGGCUGCCAGCCAGAGCAGGAGUAAGACCUGGAGCCUCUUCAAGACAGAGGAGAAACAUCAGCCCAGCAGAGAGAGGUCGAUGCUGCGUGGCUGUGUGUACGAGGCGGGGAAGACCCUACUGAGGUACGAGGAAGAGCUCACAGUGGCCAGUCAGCAGCCAGCGUGCCUGCGUCCCCACUCCUCCACCCGACAGGCGGACGCAGAGACCAGCGACGGUAGUGGGGGGACAGGUGACUCAGGAAACUACUCCCACGACGAAGAGAGCAGUGGGAGCGACGACAGCUCCCCGACGUCAGAGGAAGGAGCAGGGGAGCCAGACGGUCCCGUGUCAGGGGGGACAAGCCUGUCACUUUCAGAUGAGAUGUUCACCCCUGAGCCGGCGGCAGACCACAUGUGUGCUGUAGCUCUAUCAGAUCAAAAAUGUCCUGUUACCCUGCCGCCACAUGAGUCAGGGGAGGAGAAGGGUGGUGUGCCUUUAUCAGGGGAGAUGUGUGUGGUGUCUGUGUCAGAUGGGAGGGCUGCAGUGUCUCUUGGUCACACUGAGUGUGCGACCAGUUCCUCUCUUCCGGUCCAUUUGCACAGUGGCGCUUUCUCAUCCCCAGCUCAACACUGCUAG
Engraulis encrasicolus (European anchovy) is the source of this 3690-nucleotide messenger RNA. RefSeq names its product protogenin B-like. Bases 1 to 3690 code for a protein of 1229 amino acids. The transcript is spliced from 21 exons. NCBI's taxonomy places the organism in Eukaryota, Metazoa, Chordata, Actinopteri, Clupeiformes, Engraulidae. Gene Ontology annotation, molecular function: protein binding. The record is from RefSeq and is a predicted model, not a curated record. Gene Ontology annotation, biological process: cell-cell adhesion.